Messenger RNA from Colletotrichum karsti, 2505 nucleotides. RefSeq names its product glutamate carboxypeptidase. The record is from RefSeq and is a predicted model, not a curated record. The transcript is spliced from 4 exons. Gene Ontology annotation, molecular function: carboxypeptidase activity. Bases 1 to 2505 code for a protein of 834 amino acids. NCBI's taxonomy places the organism in Eukaryota, Fungi, Ascomycota, Sordariomycetes, Glomerellales, Glomerellaceae.
AUGACCCGCAAAAUCCCCUCCCCGCAGGUCGCUUCGCCUGUCGCCCCGAAAGAGGAAGGAGGCCAAGCGCUCCCAGCUGGUGCCGGGCCGUACGCAAUCAGAAAGCGCUACUCCGACAAAAUGGCUCAUGAGCGGACGCCGCUGAUCACCAACGUGUACGUUGGUGCGCCGCGCCCUCGUUACCAGAACAAUGUGGUCCGGAGAUUUUGCACGAUUGCGCUCUCAUCUAUGCUCAUCUUCUGGUCCAUAUUCUUCGUAGUUGCGCUCUUCGUCGACGACCCGCCUCGUCACCAUCAUCACCACCACCAUGGCUGGUCCUUAUCCAGCAGCUUGAACCGUGCGCCGAUUACACACGAGGAGGUUCAGAAGAUCCUGUUUGAGGUGCCUUCAUCUGAGAAGGCCGAGGAGUGGAGCAGGUACUACACUGCCGGCCCUCAUCUGGCAGGCCAAAACUACUCACAGGCUCUGUGGACCAAGGAGAAGUGGGAAUCGUGGGGCGUUCAGUCUGAGAUCGUCUCCUACGAUGUCUACCUCAACUACCCCGUCGACCACAGCCUCUCAUUGCUGUCCAAGUCCAAGGAUGAGGAAGCAUCUGACUGGAAGGUCGAGUUCAAGGCCGCCCUCGAGGAGGACGUUCUCGAAGAAGACCCCUCCUCCGGCCUGCCCAACCGUGUGCCCACCUUCCACGGCUAUUCCGCGUCGGGCAACGUGACCGGCUCCUUCGUCUUCGUCAACUACGGCACGUACCAGGACUACGAGGACCUCGUCAAGGCCAACGUCAGCCUCGAGGGCAAGAUCGCCAUCGCAAAGUAUGGCGGCAUCUUCCGCGGCCUUAAGGUCAAGCGUGCGCAGGAGCUCGGCAUGAUCGGUGCCCUGCUGUACAGCGAUCCCGGUGACGACGGCAAGGUUACCGAGGAGAACGGCUACGAGGCCUACCCCAACGGCCCCGCUCGCCACCCGAGCGCCGUCCAGCGCGGAAGCGCCCAGUUCCUGAGCGUGCGGCCCGGCGACCCCUCGACUCCCGGCUACCCCUCCAAGCCCGGCGCCCCCCGUGCCCCUGUCGACGACGCCACUCCUUCCAUCCCGUCCAUCCCCAUCUCCUACGCCGAUGCCAUCCCCAUCCUGAAGGCCUUGAACGGCCACGGCCCAUCCAUCAAGGACUUCAACAAGUACUGGAACCGCAACCUCGGACUCUCUUACAAGGGCGUCGACUACAACAUCGGCCCCAGCCCCGACAACGUCGUCCUCAACCUCUACAACGAGCAAAACUACACCACGACCCCGCUCUGGAACGUCAUCGGCAUCGUCAACGGCACCAUCCCCAACGAGGUCGUCGUCGUCGGCAACCACCGCGACGCCUGGAUCGCCGGCGGCGCCGGCGACCCCAACAGCGGCUCCUCCGUCCUGAACGAGGUCAUCCGCGGCGUCGGCGUCGCCGUCGCCUCCGGCUGGAAGCCCACCCGCACCAUCGUCUUCGCCUCCUGGGACGGCGAGGAGUACUCCCUCAUCGGCAGCACCGAGUGGGUCGAGGAGUACCUCCCCUGGCUCUCCCAGGCCACCGUCGCCUACGUCAACGUCGACGUCGGCGUCCGGGGCCCCCACUUCAGCUCCUCCGCCGCGCCCCUCCUCCACCGCGUCCUCCGCGACGUCACCCACCUCGUCCCCUCCCCCAACCAGACCGUCCCCGGCCAGACCGUCGGCGACGUCUGGAACGGCCGCAUCAGUACCAUGGGUUCCGGCUCCGACUUCACCGCCUUCCAGGACUACGCCGGCAUCCCCUCCAUCGACAUGGGCUUCGGCGGCGAGAACGACGAGGCCGUCUACCAGUACCACUCCAACUACGACUCCUUCCACUGGAUGGAGACCUUCGGCGACCCCGGCUUCGUCUACCACCGCACCAUGGCCCAGAUCCUCGGCCUCGUCGUCGCCGAGCUCUCCAACGUCCCCGUCAUCCGCUUCAACGCCACCGACUACGCCGACGCCCUCGACGCCUACGUCGACCAGGUCGAGGCCAAGCUCGCCGCCGCCGCGGAACCCGCCUCCGACGAGGAGCUCUUCAGGCUGCGCGCCAGCGUCGCCGUCCCCGACGCCGAGGCCACGGGCUCGCCCUCGCAGUUCCGCGCCUCCCUGCAGGUCCUGCGCACCUCCAUCGCCGCCCUCCGCGAGAAGUCCGUCGAGCUCGACGCCACCGCCGGCUGGGUCGACUACGAGCUCAAGUCCGACAUCCCCUGGUGGAACAUCAUCCGCAAGGUCAAGCUCGGCCUCGCCUUCGUCCGCGUCAACAGGAGCUACAAGAACUUUGAGCGCAACUUCCUCUACCCCGGCGGCCUGGACAGCCGCAGCUGGUUCAAGCACGUCGUUUUCGCGCCCGGUCUGUGGACCGGCUAUGCUGGAGCCGUUUACCCCGGUCUCCAGGAGAGCAUCGACGCCAAGGACUAUGUCAACGCCCUCAAGUGGUCCGGCAUCGUUAACGAGUGCGUUGCCUCUGCGACCAAGAGCAUCUAA